Messenger RNA from Theobroma umbraticum, 1370 nucleotides. The record is from RefSeq and is a predicted model, not a curated record. Lineage: Eukaryota; Viridiplantae; Streptophyta; Magnoliopsida; Malvales; Malvaceae.
AUGGAGAAAUCCGGAAUGAAAACUGAUUGGGUUCCACUUGCAUCUAAAGAAUGGAGAGGCUCAAAGCAUGCUCACUUCUCAUCACCUUCCAGGGAAUUUCCUUGCAUUCGACACGCUCCAUUAUCUAAUCGCUUCAAAACAUCACACUGUUUGGCUUACAAGGAAGAAUCUCAUCAUCCUGUUCUUCUUCAGGCUCAAACGCUGGAGCUACCAAAAGCUUCACCAGCGAAGAGGCAACAGCCACAAAACCAGCAGCAGCAAUCAGAGCCAUUGAAGUGUCCAAGGUGUGAUUCUACAAAUACAAAGUUCUGUUACUACAACAACUAUAACAAGUCACAGCCUAGGCAUUUCUGCAAGACUUGUAAAAGGCACUGGACUAAAGGUGGUACUCUCCGCAAUGUUCCUGUUGGUGGAGGCCGCAAAAACAAGCGGCUUAAGACAUCAAAUAGCAGCACAGCCGCCACCGCCCCUGCGAGCACUAGCACAGCCAGCGCCAUCAAAAGCUCCACUGCCGCUGGUGUUAACAAUAGGCUCAAUACUUUCAUGGCAAUUCAGCCGCAGCAACAAAGGCAGGAUCUUCAACUUCCACUUGCUGAUCAGAAGAACAUAUCGAAUAUUCAAUUUCAGGCGCUGAGCCGUCCACCAUCUUCACUGUUGCAGCAGAAUUCUAUCAAUUGCAGCAAUUUGGACGGCGAAAGUUUCAGCACAAGCAAUGGCGUGUUCCUGGGUUCAACCCUGCCUUUGCCUCCAACUCAAGGCUUACAAUUUCCAUUUUCAAGUUCAAGCUCAAGUUCUUUUGACACAACCCGAUCUUCGAUAUCAACCUCAUUUCAAUCUUCAACAAUCUAUAACUGCACUGGAGAAACAAUGGAGGAUCCAACCAUCACCAGCGUCAUCAUGCCCACCACAAGCGGUACUUUUUCACAGCCAUGGCAAGUCCCUAUUACAAGUGGUGGCAUGGACAUGACAAACUACUGGAAUUGGGAUGAUAUUGAUGCACUUGUUUCUACUGAUCUCAACAUGCCAUGGGAUGAUUCUGAGAUCAAACCAUGAAUGUCCUUUAACCUUAUGUCCAUUGUCUAUAGCUCUUUUUCUUGAUUUGGGUGUUCCUAUUUAGUAGAGGACGGUUCAAUUUUUUUUUUCUCUUUAAAUUUAUCAGUCUCUAUGAGAAUCCCACUCCUUUUGUUAUUUUUUCCCCUUUCCUAGAUUGGUUAUUAAUAUGUAUAGUCUGCCCUUUUAAACUUGUAACUGUUAAAAUGAGAUGAGACUGUUUGAGGCUGUCAUUUUUCAGAUUCAGCUUCAGGGUGAAGGUGUACAUUUUGUACUCUACCUCUUAUAUAAUGCAAUGUGUAUGUUGGGUUGGGUUUGUU